Messenger RNA from Ostertagia ostertagi, 522 nucleotides. The record is from the annotation of a GenBank genome assembly. NCBI's taxonomy places the organism in Eukaryota, Metazoa, Nematoda, Chromadorea, Rhabditida, Trichostrongylidae.
AUGGACGCGAAAGAAUCAGGUCAAAUGGGACUGGCCACUGUGCUUUACUAUCUUACUACUACCGUACUCGCAACAUUGCUCGGUAUCUUCCUUGUGAUGACGAUACAUCCUGGCGAUCCAUCUAUAAAAGCCGGAACCCUUGAAGAAGUACCGGAACAUGUUUCCGGAGAACAUCAUCCAGGCGACGUUCGAGCGUGUGCAGACGACGUACGUGGCCCAAAGGCGCGUGUCACAAAAAACGCAUCUGAGGAAGUCAUCAUCAUGAAAAAAGCGAUCAGCACCACUCGCGGCAUGAAUAUUCUCGGUAUAAUCGUAUUCUGUACGGGUUUCGGUAUAGUGAUCUCACAACUCGGUGAACGGGCACGAAUUGUCGUCGAUUUUUUCGUGAUUCUGGAUGCCGUUAUUAUGCGAUGGGUUGAAACACUUAUGUGGUUUGCUCCACUCGGUAUUACAUGUUUGGUUUGUGGUAACCUACUGGAACUUGAUGAUUUGUCCGAUACCGCCAGCGUUCUAUUACUGUAA